Molecule: messenger RNA, 2181 nt
Organism: Topomyia yanbarensis
Lineage: Eukaryota; Metazoa; Arthropoda; Insecta; Diptera; Culicidae
Exons: 1
Coding region: 1-2181 (726 amino acids)
Molecular function (GO): nucleic acid binding; zinc ion binding
Source: RefSeq, a predicted model, not a curated record
AUGUCCAAAGGCGAGAAAAUUGUAGUCGAAAGAGUUAUACAACGCAAAGGUUGUUAUGUCACGUGUGAGUUGGUGGAGAAAUUUAUCAACGAGUACUUAGAUGAUCGAGACCAGGUCCAGAUCUCAGUGCGCAUCGAUGUUCUGGACCGCACAUAUCAAAAUUUCUUGGAGGCUCAGGCCGAAAUAGAGAAAAAUGAAAAACAAGAAUCGUUGGACGCCCGCUUCAUGGAACGUAUAGAUUUCGAAGAACGAUAUUGUGUUGCCAAAGGGUUUCUUCUGUCGAAACGUUCUGUUGAUGCUCAUGAGUUAGCACUCAACAGUUCUGCAAAUUCCAAUACCGUACCACCUGCUACAAACCAUCACUUACGUCUACCGAAGAUUGAUCUCCCAAAAUUUAAUGGUGACUUUUCCCGUUGGAUGACCUACCGAGACACGUUCCAAUCGAUGAUACACGUUAAUGCUGAGAUUCCCGCAGUUGUGAAGCUCCAGUACUUACUGCAAUCAUUAGAAGGAGAAGCUAAAAAGCCAUUCGAGAGCACUGAUGUUAUAGCCGAUAACUAUGGUAUAGCUUGGGAGACGCUCCUGAGAAGAUACGACAAUCGCAGAUUGUUAAAGCGCCAACUGUUUCGCGCUUUGUACGAUCUUCCCUCCUUCCAUUCGGAGUCUGCACAAGACCUGCAUACAUUGGCUGAUGACUUCCAUCGACAUGUCAAGGCACUUGCUAAGCUAGGCGAACCCGUUAAUCAGUGGGACACUCCACUCACUAGCAUUUUGUCCUACAAACUGGAUUCCACAACCCUGCAGUGUUUUGAAGAGAAAAUGUGCAAUAAAGAAAAGGUGACUUAUGAAGAGCUCGUAGAAUUCUUAUACCAACGAGUCCGAAUUUUGGAAUCUGUCGCUUUAGAUAUGCACCACCGUAUUCAGUCCUGUUCAACGGGGGCUGGCAAACUGCAAAUUUCAAAAAUGGCUUCAAAUGCUGCUGUUUCCAUCCAACCAGCUCUUGUAAGUGGUCAAGACACGCAGAAUAAUGAUGUAGGAUGUGUCGUCUGCUCCGAACGACAUUCUAUCUACCAAUGCUCAGCGUUUUAUCAAAUGCCCGUUGCUCAGCGUUGCGAAUUGGUGUCCACACGAAGACUAUGCUGGAACUGUCUGUCUCCGGGACAUAUAAGCAGAAGGUGUAAUUCCAAGUUUUCUUGUCGCCAUUGUAACGAAAGGCACCACUCACUGCUCCAUACUUCCGAUACCGACCUCGUUGCUUCUGUUGAAGGAUCAUCUGAGAUACACCCUCAACCAUCCACAUCCUCUGGACUGAGCAGCGUGGAUCCCCGCAGAAACGGUUGCAUUUUCCUAGAAACUGUUACCCUUCACGUUGUUGAUCAUUUCGGAAAGGUACAUAUCGCACGGGCUCUGCUGGACUCAGGAUCAACAUCGAACUUUAUGUCCUACAGCCUAGCAGACCGACUGGGACCAAGCUCCCCUAUAGAAAUUGCUGUUGCAGGAGUUGGGCAUGUAAUUAAUAUCAACCGACAGCUUACCGCAACAAUAAAAGCCGUUUCACUGCCGUUCUCCACGACACUCAAUUUUAUGCUUGUUGCACAACCAAGUUUGAAGUUGCCCAGCGUUCCGGUAGACGUCGCAGCAUGGAAGAUUCCAGAAGUAACAUUAGCAGACCCGCAAUUCCAUACACCUGGUGGAAUCGAUCUCAUAAUUGGUGGUGAACUAUACCAGAGUUUGCACACAGGACGGAGACUGUCCUUAGGAGACGGUCUUCCAAUGCUCGUCGAAACUUUGCUUGGAUGGACUGUUUCUGGAGGAAUGAACAACGCAGUCGCUGAAAAUAAUCCAGUAUGUUUAGUAUCUGCGACGAACACUUCUAUGCAAAUAUCUCUCCAGGAAUAUGAUACGAUUGCUAACACCGAUACUGCUCGUACUGUCGUACCACUAUUCGUUCCGUUAUGCUCCACCACCACUGCUUACGUUCCGCCUCUUUCGUGUCAUCCACAUACCGUUAGGUCGAAGGUUAAAGAGUAUCGAAUACCACACAGUGUCCUUUGCAACCACGAAAUGCUUUUCAAUCGUCCUCACCGAGAAAAUGUCAUAACCUACUAUUCACCAAUGGAAUCGCCUCCAAGUCGUCGAUACAACAAUUUCUCUGAAAGCACCCUCCAACACCCCAUGUAG